AUGAUUCUACGCAAGGCCGGAGCUGCUUUUGCUGCUGGAUGUACCAUGAUCGCCAAGCCAUCCCCAGAGACUCCACUCACCUGCCUCAUCCUCGCGAACCUCGCCACGCAGGCUGGUUUCGGUUCUGGUGUAUUCAACGUCAUCACAACAUCUCUCGAUAACACGCCCGAGGUAGCCGAAGCACUAUGCAAACACCCUCUAACCAAGAAGGUGUCGUUCACCGGCUCUACCGCGAUCGGGAGUCUGAUCGCCAAGCAUUGCUCUGAGGGCCUCAAGAAAAUCACUCUCGAGCUCGGAGGAAACUGCCCAUUCAUCAUCUUCGACGACUGCAACCAGGAACAGGCCCUGGAGGCAUUGCUCGCGCUGAAGUGGAGACACGCAGGACAGGCAUGCAUCACGGCGAACAGAGUCUAUGUACAAGCCAAGAUAUACGAGGAGUUCUUGGACAAGCUGGUUGAGCGUACCAAAACCAUCAAGAUGGGCCACGGAGCAAAGGACGGCACGACAAUGGGGCCUCUGACGACACCCCGGGCAAUUCCAAAGGCCCAAGCUCACGUCAAAGAUGCCGUCGAGGCCGGCGCCAAGGUGGUGCUGGGCGGCAAGGCGGGCACCGAGGUGGGCGUUGAGGCCGGCUACUUUCACGAGCCUACCAUUCUGCGCGACAUGAAGCAAUCGAUGCUGAUAAGCCGGGAAGAGACCUUCGCUCCCGUCCUUGGAGUUUACAGCUUCGAUACCGAGGACGAGGUGGUGAAGUGGGCAAACGACACGAGCAUGGGUCUCGCCAGUUACUUCUUCACCAAGAACAUGGACCGGACCUGGCGCCUCAUGGAGAAUCUCGACGCAGGCAUGAUCGGGAUGAACACUGGCAACUCGUCGGCAGCCGAGUCUCCGUUCGGCGGAAUGAAGCUGUCGGGGUACGGCAAGGAGUCCGGAAAGGAUGUUGCAAUCGAGGAGUACCUGGUUUCGAAGACGGUAACAAUGACGUUGGAGGACCACUACUAA
Messenger RNA from Colletotrichum chrysophilum, 1002 nucleotides. RefSeq lists its product as uncharacterized. The record is from RefSeq and is a predicted model, not a curated record. Lineage: Eukaryota; Fungi; Ascomycota; Sordariomycetes; Glomerellales; Glomerellaceae. Gene Ontology annotation, molecular function: succinate-semialdehyde dehydrogenase (NAD+) activity. Bases 1 to 1002 code for a protein of 333 amino acids. The transcript has a single exon.